UUCGCUCCCAAUGCUGAUCCUCUCCUACAACGGUCCUCAAAUAUCUACUGUUACUCCUGCCCAAUAGUCAGCUUGGUGCCCACUUUGUGCAUGCGGCUCGUCCAGCUUGAAAUCCGUCGUCUUUUGGUCAAGGUACCAACCGGCCGAAAACCCGAUUUCAACUAGAUCCGCUUCGGAUCAUAUCUGCUUAUCAGAUAAGGAACCAAAUCGUUAUCAGGCGACAUCUAUGGCGCGUAACCAUAUGGCUCGUAGAAAAGAAGGGGCUAUAUAAGCUUCUCUCCUUUCCUUUUACCCGCCAUGGAGGAUCACAAGAGUGUUUCCAGCGAGGUUCCCCACCUUGGCGCCGAGGAGGUUGUCGCCCACAGCGGUGUUGCCAAGAUCAAGGCUACACAUAAGGUAUACGGCAAAUAUUCCAGGUGGUUCCUGUUUAUUGGGCUGGGUCUGUCCGCGUACAUCUAUUCUCUCGAUGGACAAACUACCUGGGCGUACCUUGCAUUCGCGGCGUCGUCUCUGAACGACCACAGUCUUAUUAGUACUAUCCAGGUCGCGCAGUCUAUCAUCAUUGCGUGCGGGAAGCCUGUCAUUUCCAAGGUUGCCGAUGUUCAGUCAAGAGGAACAGCCUACGUUGCAGUUUUGAUAUUUUAUGUCAUCGGUUAUAUCGUCAUCGCCAGCGCCCACAGCAUCCAGACGAUAGCCGGAGGUAUUAUCUUGUAUGCUAUCGGUUACACAGGCCUCCAGCUCCUUACUCAGAUCAUCAUUGCUGAUAUAACUACCCUGCAAUGGCGUGGUCUCGUCUCUGGGUUGAUGUCCCUCCCGUUCAUCAUCAAUGCUUUCAUUGGCAGCAAUAUCAGUACGCAGGUCCUCCAUGGGGCAGGGUGGAGAUGGGGAUAUGGAAUGUUCGCGAUCUUGAUUCCCGCGUCCUUGGCUCCACUCAUCGUCACCCUUGUUUGGGCGGAGAGGAAGGCAAAGAGACUUGGUUUGGUGCCGAAGAAACCAGUCGAAAAUAAACCUUUGUAUAAGAAAGCCUUCGAUCUUGCAUCUCAGCUCGACAUCUUCGGCCUGGCACUCAUAGGAACGAGUGUCGCGUUGAUCUUGCUACCUCUGACGCUAGCGGACAAUGCAAAGGGGCAAUGGCACAAUCCAUCAAUGAUUGCCAUGGUGGUUAUUGGCUGUGUACUCUUCCCUCUUAUCGGUCCAUGGGAGUUCAAGUUCGCUAAGUUCCCAGUGGUUCCAUGGAGAUACGUCAAGAAUCGAAGUGUCGUUGGUGCAAGUUUGAUCGGUUUCUUUGAUUUCAUCUCGUUCUACCUGACAUAUGUGUACCUAUACUCCUUUGUUCUCGUUGUGAAGCCAUGGACUUUGAUCAACGCGACAUACUUUAUACAGACUCAAUCCGUUGGGCUCACAUUCUUCGGUAUCUGUGCUGGUGCAGCGAUGCGUUAUUUCCAUCGAUACAAGCUGAUGCUCAUCAUUGGCCUAUGUAUCCGAUUGCUUGGUGUUGGUCUCAUGAUUCACUCCCGCGGCGCCAACGCGUCAGACGCAGAGAUCGUUUGGACUCAGAUCCUGCAAAGUAUGGGCGGCGGCAUGGCAUCGGUCACGAUCCAGGUAGCUGCUCAAGCUAGUGUUCCUCAUAUCGAUGUUGCUAUGGUUACUGCGGUCGUGCUUCUCUUGACUGAGAUCGGGGGAGCUAUUGGAAGUGGUAUCGCUGGCGCUAUCUGGACAGGGAUCAUGCCAGAUAAAUUAGCGAAGUACUUGCCUUUUGUCUCGGCUGAGGAACGAGCGGCUCUUUAUGCGAGCAUUACUACGGUGACUACAUACCCGAGGGGUAAUCCUAUCAGGGAAGGCGUCAUUUCAGCAUAUUCGGACGUAAUGAAAGUCAUGCUCAUUAUUGCAGCCGUCCUGAGUGUUGUGCCUGUGAUAGUAGCGUUCUUUAUGCCGAACUGGUACCUCGGCGAUACGCAGAACGCUGUCGAUAAGGAAGGUUUGGCUGGCGAGAAGGUCCCAGAAGACCAGAAGGUGUAAAAUGAUGCGUUUCUUUCCUUACUUUUCUAUUCGUAGCAUUAUCGCAAACCACUAUUAUCGAAAGUUAGUAACGACUUUUGUUGAAUGGAUGUAUGUGAAU
Desarmillaria tabescens is the source of this 2119-nucleotide messenger RNA. Its product is annotated as drug:h+ antiporter. Bases 298 to 2019 code for a protein of 573 amino acids. Gene Ontology annotation, molecular function: transmembrane transporter activity. Gene Ontology annotation, biological process: transmembrane transport. The record is from RefSeq and is a predicted model, not a curated record. NCBI's taxonomy places the organism in Eukaryota, Fungi, Basidiomycota, Agaricomycetes, Agaricales, Physalacriaceae. Gene Ontology annotation, cellular component: plasma membrane. The transcript has 14 exons.